GGGGCCGGGGCGGCGCGUGGGGGCCCCUCCGCUGCGCCCCGCUCCGAGCCCCGCGCUCAGGAGGCGGCGGCGGCGGCAGCGCAGGUGCCCGGCGGGGGGGGGGCGGCGGGGCCGGAGCCGGGGCUGGAGCCGGAGCCGGGCUCGGGGCCGGGCUCGGUGUCGGUUCCCGGCGGGAUGGAGCAGGGAGCGGCGGCGCUGAUCCGCGAGGGCUGGUUCCGCGAGACGUGCCGGCUGUGGCCGGGGCAGGCCAUGUCGCUGCAGGUGGAGGAGCUGCUGCACCACCAGCGCUCCCGCUACCAGGAGAUCCUCGUGUUCCGCAGCACCACCUACGGCAACGUCCUGGUCCUGGACGGGGUGAUCCAGUGCACGGAGCGGGACGAGUUCUCCUACCAGGAAAUGAUCGCCAACCUGCCCCUCUGCAGCCACCCCGACCCCCGCAAGGUGCUCAUCAUCGGUGGCGGCGACGGGGGCGUGCUGCGAGAGGUGGUGAAGCACCCGACGGUGGAGUCCGUGGUGCAGUGCGAGAUCGAUGAGGAUGUGAUCCAGGUAUCUAAGAAAUACCUCCCAGGGAUGGCAGUGGGGUACUCCAGCGCUAAGCUGACCUUGCACGUGGGAGAUGGUUUUGAGUUCAUGAAACAAAAUCAAGAAGCCUUUGAUGUGAUAAUCACGGACUCGUCUGACCCCAUGGGUCCUGCAGAAAGUUUAUUCAAAGAAUCCUACUACCAGUUGAUGAAGACGGCGCUGCGAGAAGAUGGCAUUCUCUGCUGCCAAGGUGAGUGCCAGUGGCUGCACCUGGAUCUCAUUAAGGAGAUGCGUCAGUUCUGCAAGUCUCUGUUCCCUGUUGUGGAGUACGCCUAUUGCACCAUCCCCACGUAUCCCAGCGGGCAGAUUGGCUUCAUGCUCUGCAGCAAGAACCCGAACACAAAUUUCCGGGAGCCUGUGCAGCAGCUGUCAAGGCAACAAGUAGAGGAGAGGAAUCUGAAAUACUACAACUCUGAUAUUCAUCGGGCAGCUUUCAUCCUGCCAGAGUUUGCACGGAAGGCCCUGAGUGAUGUGUGAGACUGAGAAGCUGCUUCCUCCCUUCAAGUUGGACCCUGAGAUCGUCAGUGAUGUGGUGGGGACCUUCCCAGCAGGCUGCAGAUUCGCUCUCCACUGUGUGGGAUUGUUUAACCCCUUGCCAGCCAACAUUCCUUUUGAUGUGUUAAAGAUGGGACAUCAGCUAGAUAAGACUAUUGGAAAGGUCCGCUGACAUUGCGUGAGGUCAAAACUGUUGUUUGCAGUACUGGAAAUAUAACAUGUCUUCUUCCCUUCUCUCUCCCCUUUACCCGUUCUAAAUUUGCCCCCACCUCUCCCCAAACUGACACGAUAUAUUUAUAACUGACAUGUAUUUCUGUCUGGUGAUCUUCUGAAACUUGGAACAAGUCCAGGAGGUUCGCCAACUCGGCCUUAAGCACAGAGAGCGAGGUCUUUGUGCGCAAAGUUAGCUUGCUCCCUGCUACCAGGAGCUCCCUGCUGAUGAGACGUUUUGACUGGUAACGGGUCUGAGCCUUCACGUCCCCCUGCCCACCUGUGACUGCCUGCGCUGUGCUGCAGCACGGCCGGAGGGGUCACGGUGCAAACUGUUGCCAUUCACAGUAGGUCUCCCUCCAACCCUGAUGGAGUAGCAGUAUUAAACACCAGCCAGCCGGCCGGGCUGGCAGCAAAGUCUUGUGGCUUUUUUUUUUUUCUAAAUUGGUUGGAAACAGAAGUGCUGAGGUACUAACAGGCCAACUCCUGUUCUUACCCCUGCCGUCAGAGUGGUUCCAAAGAGUGUUUAUCAAUACGUGAUAGGCGCUUUAUAUAAAUAAAUAUAAAUAUAUAUAUAUAAAAAACAAACCUUAGAUCCAUUGCCUGCUGUGAAGUACUGAUGCUGGGGAGUCGGUUGCGCUGACAAAUCUCUUCUCUCAGUCGUGCUGAGAUGCCUCAGGCCUGGGUAUUAGCUGGUCCUUAGGAGGCAUCGUUAUUCCUAAUGCUGCCCCCAGACGUAAGUUGUUUUUCAUUGUACUCUGUUGUGAGAUGGAUCUGCCUCCUCUGUACUUUUGUUCUAAAGACUCGGUUCCACCGCUGUGCAGUGGGGAUCUUCCCAGCACAACCACGGGGGGAUUGUCACUCCCUUGCAAUCAAUUAAACACUCGGCUCUGGUUAAGGUGACAUCAGUGUGGGUUGGUGUGCUUUUUGGGGAUGCUAACAGAUCCUGCAAGUUUGCUCUGCUUGUCAGAAGACAUCCAGGGCACUCAGUAGUUGGUGUCUCUCUUGUCUCCAGGGAUGACAAAUACCAUCAAAAAUAACCUCCAUUAAAAAUGAUGCCAUCGCU
This is a messenger RNA of Anas platyrhynchos (mallard), 2353 nucleotides long. RefSeq names its product spermidine synthase (gene SRM). Gene Ontology annotation, molecular function: spermidine synthase activity. NCBI's taxonomy places the organism in Eukaryota, Metazoa, Chordata, Aves, Anseriformes, Anatidae. Gene Ontology annotation, biological process: spermidine biosynthetic process. Gene Ontology annotation, cellular component: cytosol. The record is from RefSeq and is a predicted model, not a curated record.